This is a messenger RNA of Ectocarpus sp. CCAP 1310/34, 383 nucleotides long. Lineage: Eukaryota; Phaeophyceae; Ectocarpales; Ectocarpaceae. The record is from the annotation of a GenBank genome assembly.
AUGUGCUGGAUGAUUUUGUGUCACGCAGACUGUGAAGGGGGGGCUCUUUCUGGCGAGCAGGGCUAGACUCACCCUCAAGNCGCAGACACAUUCUGACAGCACUUCAGACAGCAGCUUUGUGCCCCGCCAGCUGCUUGUUCCAUGCCUACCAUGGUGUUUUUGUACAGACAGAACUUCAGACAGCAUUAUGCUGUAGUCGGCAAUCUUCCGUUUUGGUAUAGAGUGGGACAGGGAGGGGGUGAUGCUACUGUAGUCGAACGGUGGGACGGACGUGCAGUUCAGUUUUUGGGCACGCAUACGGUGCUGCAGGGAUUUUUAGGUGUACCUCUUCGGGCUCUUGGACACCUUUUUCUCGUUGUAUGUGUGCGUGUUCUUUAGAUCCU